This is a messenger RNA of Scylla paramamosain (green mud crab), 5437 nucleotides long. RefSeq lists its product as uncharacterized. The annotation marks the transcript as partial. Lineage: Eukaryota; Metazoa; Arthropoda; Malacostraca; Decapoda; Portunidae. Gene Ontology annotation, biological process: adenylate cyclase-activating G protein-coupled receptor signaling pathway; cell surface receptor signaling pathway. The transcript has 5 exons. Gene Ontology annotation, molecular function: G protein-coupled receptor activity. Gene Ontology annotation, cellular component: plasma membrane. The record is from RefSeq and is a predicted model, not a curated record.
CAUACAGAUAAACACACAAACCUCAGCUUCCUGCCCUGUGCUGCCCCGCGUGACAACACAAACGCAACACUCACCACCACCACCACCACCGUCACCACCACCCCGUCAUCAUCACCGGAGUGGGAUCAGCGCGUGGGAAGGACCGGAAAGGAUGGAAGGGAUGCCUCGGUGUCGCAUCUCAGGACGGGGUGUGGGUGUCCGUGUGAUAUCUUGCCGCCCCCCCUCCUGCACCUCCCCCUCCUUCUCCUCCUCCUCCUGCUGCUUCUCCUCCACGCUGCUGUAGGCGAAGGAGACCACGACUACGAUGUUCCCCCGGUCCUCCCCAGGUUACCGCUGUGUGGGGAGGAAGAUGGGGAGAAGUGUCUUGUCCAAGCGGAGGAGCCUUUGAGCUGGCAGGAGGCUCACCACUUCUGCAGGAGUCUGGACGGUUUCCUCGCUUCCCGGGACGAGUACACCAGACUGUCACAGGCGCCUCAGCUGUCCAACGCCACCACCCUCACCUGGACGGCCCUCACGCCUCUCCACGGCCAUUACCAGUGGCUAUCCAGGUGUCCAGCAUACUUCGCAGCCUCCACGGACUUCACGGAGUGGCGCGAGGGGCGUGUACCGAGGGCGUGGGACAGGGAGUGCGCCGCGCUGGAUCUGGCCACAAUGCAGUUUCAGCUGAUCAACUGCUCCUCCGAACUUCCCGUUUUCUGUUUCCUCGAGCCUGGCAGUCCCGCAGGUGUGGGCGAAGACGUGGCGGAGGACGUUUACCUGGUGGUGGAGGGGGACCCGGCGCCAGGACCUGAGGGGAACCUAACCCUGCGGCGGGAGGACUUCGGCAACCUGAGCCUGACUUGCACGGCCUACAACAGAACCUCCGGCAGACCGCUUAGUCCCCAGCCCCGCGUGUUCUGGAGGAAGGACCUGGUGUAUAGCGGCCACUGCACAGGCUCGCUCAUUCCCGCCACGCUGCAUGACCGCACCAAGUCUCCCGCCACCUGGGACACGGCGCACCAGGACGCCUUCACCACGCAGCAGGGCACAUACUGGUGCGAGGCAUGGGGCAGCUCGAGACCCCUGGUGAGCAACAAAGUGCUACUCAUGCUGCAGGGCUUCGUGGUGUUCAUCCUGGAGGUGCGGCGCAAGGAAGACCCCUCAGAAAACCUGACGGAGAGCAAAGCCGAGCAACAGCUUCGUAAUGCCUUCUUCAGUGAGAUAGACAGCAUCCACAGCCUGCCGCUGGAUCUGGUGGCGGCCAGCAAGGAGCGUCUCCCUGGCCCGCCCCCCACUGUGCUCGCCUUGUACACCUUCCACCUGCACAUCCCGGAGAGCUACAUCAAGGUGGUGUGGCAGUCACUAGAGCAGGCGCUGGAAUUCUUCUCCGGGAGACUGACCACGACAUUACAUCACUACAGUUACGAGAACACUUCUCGAGUCACUUUCCCUCACCUGUGUUUGAGUCACACCUCACCCGCCGGGGAGAGAACGCCACAACUCAAAUGGCCAGCCACCUUCAUCGGUCCUGUCCACCCCACUAAUGCGCGGUGCGAGGCGCCCCCCGGCAGGCUGGCUGUGGUGGGCCGCUGCCUCUGGAACUAUACUCACGGGGCACAAUUGCAAUUCACACCUCAUCCCUGCCGGUGGCGAGACCUCUGCCCACAGGGGUACUUCGCCGUGGAGAGCCGUUACUGCGUGACCGUGCAAUCCCCCGCCCCCUGGCAAGAGGGUUUCGAGGCGGUACAUACGACUAGCCAAGAAAUGAGUUUACUUCACGAUGCUGUGGUGCAGAAGAAGAAGAUGUGGCGACAGGUGAAGCAACUGGUGGAGGCCGCCGCCGACACGGACAUCAUAUGGCUCCCAGACAAGCGGUUGCGGGCUGGCGCCUCGCUGCAGCACCUGGGCCCGCUGCCCCGCUCUGGGUAUAACCUUACGGAACACAAAAUAAUUUGGGCGAAGGAUCACCCGGUUCCUGACUUCGAGUGUUUGGCAUUGAACCUGACUGGCCGCACCCUGCACACCCACCCGUGCAACGCCAGCCUGCCCUUCCCGGCCAUCAUAGAAGUGCCUGUCGUGCGUAAACGAGUCCGUUUAAAGCCUCCUCUUUCAAAAGACAGCAUCCUGUGCCAGGGGUGGCAGAGUCCGAUCCUCAGAGGCCCCGAUGAGGUAUGUUUCAAGCUCUUCAGGAACGUAGGGAACAUGACAUGGAAAGACGCAAAGAAUUUCUGUGAGGAGCGAGACGCGGUCCUGCCAGCCCCCAACAUAGGCUUCCUUGACUUUGUGUUCCGGCAAGAGCUGCGGGACCAGGGUGUGGAGGGCGUGUGGAUGUCCCCUAACGUGACUCAUGAGCGGCUAGUGUACAGCGGACCAGAAGACAUCCUCAGCUGGACGGUGGACACUAACUAUUCUCUGUCUUAUGGGGAGCUGACGCCCCAAGGUUGGCUGCUUCGUGGCGGCGGGACCCGCGAGGAUGUUCUUUGUCAGCGUAUGUUGAAAGCCACAGAACGCCUCAGGUUGACGGUCUUGCCGCCUGCCUCCCCUGCCUCCCUGGACAUGUGUGUUCAAGCCGACCCGUUCCAAAUGUUUGCGCUAACUAAAGAGGAGAACCCUGACUUGCGGUGCUUCGAGAACGGACGAGAGGCCCGCGUCACCACCUACCGAGCGACCGGCCCGCCUGGGUGUGCCGGAAGAGUUGAGCGGGGGGCGCCUGGGUACUACCAAUGUGUGGGCUGGACCGUCGCCCCCGUCACGCUGUCAACCUCCAAUACCAUCUUGCAGUCUCCAGCUGCUUUCACCUUUCUGGUGACGCUACUGGAACCCAAAGCAAACUACGAUCCCCUGCUGCACGACGCCACCUUUUCGCCCAUCAGCCACCUGCUGCCCCAUUCUUGUGGCUGCUGCGAGGCCCUGAACACGACGCUGGUGAAUAUUCAGGUUUCGGGGGUAGCUGAGCUCACUGCACGUCGCCAGCACUUCCUGGCGGAUCCUGAUGGUCGUCUGCUUCACGCCUUGCACGUGGAGUGUCGAGGCAUCGUUUCCACCUUGUCGGAGUUUCAGGUAUUGGAGUCCCUGACUUUGCAGCUCCCCACGGGCCAGCAGGUCGGGGCAUGUACGGUAGAGGCCGUCCGCAGCACGCAGGGCUGUUUAAGAGAUGUAACUGUGAAUGAGGGAGAGCAAGGGACGGAGAAAUCUGCCGGAAAUCUCACCUGGCCCUCCACCUUUGGCGCCCGCCAGGUGGUACCUGAAGAACCAUGUGUCACCUCUAAUGGGGAGCCCGUCACGCGAGAGUGUGAGGGGGACUUCUUGCUCGGGUACCAGUGGGGUCCUGCCGGGCACUGCACAGGCAUUGUUUCUAAUCUCACGCGUGAUCUGUGGGUGGCCAGCAGGGAGCCGCGCCACUCACUUGAAUGGACCGAGAAAGCACUCGUGGCCAAUACCUCUGUGCUGCAGCCCGUGGACAUAUUCCUUGUUGCCAGAACUCUGGAGGCCGCAGCCGAGGCUCCUCCCCCAAACCUGAACCUUACUCUGCUUGUGUCAGUGAUGGACAGUGUGCUCGCCGCCGACACUGCCGCCUUCCAGCCGGUGCAGCAGCGGCUGGGUUCCUCGGACACCAUCUUAGAAGCCUUCGAGAAGCUCUUCCUCAAUAUUAACUCGACAAAAAGAGGUGAACUUCCGCAGCGCGUUUCAAGAAACUGCUUAUCUGUGGAGGGCCUCGCGCUGACUCCAGAGUCAUCCGUGAUUGGCUACAAGUCUAUGGAACAACCGGUGCGCGGACAUAGGGAAGAAACACUGGAGGUCGGGGUCACCAAGGCCGAUCUGAAGGACGCAGCAGCAGCUAUCAUCUUGCCGACGAACAUCAGCUUGCAUGUAGCUGCGAGGGAAGAGUCCGAAGGGCAGGAGGCCGACAACCAGACGCUGCCUCUUUUCUUUGCCGUGUACAGGAACGAUAAACUCUUUCAGGAGAGUGAAGGAGUGGAGACUUUGGAAGGAACGGAGCGCCGCUACCAGGUAAACAGUGAGGUGAUACAGGCCACCUUUGGCACAGAAGUGCGCGGCCUGCGAGAACCAGUCAAAAUCUACUUCAAACCGCGGCUUCCCGGCAAUGACACCAAGUGUGUCUUCUGGGACCUGCGGGCCCGCGGCAACCGCGGCGGAUGGUCUGAGGAAGGCUGCUAUUCUGGGGGCCGCGAGGGAGACCACCACGUGUGCCACUGUUAUCACCUCACCUGCUUCGCGGAGCUCAUCAAUUACGACGAGUCGGCGGGAUUCUCAGGCGCCCACGCGGCCGUGCUGGACGCCAUUACAGUGGUGGGCUGCUGCCUCUCCCUGCUCGGUCUCCUGCUCGUUUUCUUCACCUUCCUUCUCUUCCAGAGGUGGCGGCGGCCCCUCAGCAACAAGAUUCUAGUGAACUUGUGCUUUGCGGAGUUUUGUAGCCUGACAGUGUUUCUGGCAGGCGUGGACCAGACCGUCAGCGUUCCGCUGUGCCGCGGCGUGGCCGUCGCCCUGCACUACUUCAUCCUGGCGUCCUUCGGGUGGAUGUUGGUGGAGGCGGUGCACCAGUACCUCAACUUUGUCAAGGUGGUGGGCACAUACAUUCCGAGAUUCAUGUGGAAAGCGUCCGUGUGUGCGUGGGGCGUGCCUCUGUUGCCCAUCCUCGCGCUGCUGGUGUACGACAGCUCCCUGUACGACCACGAUGGCUCCAGGGAGGACGGCACCAAAAUCUGCUGGAUGUCCAGUACCGGAUUUUGGAUUGCGAUGUUGCCUCCGCUAGCGGCCACCAUGGGCGUCAACCUGAUCAUGUACGGACUCAUUCUGUACGGUGUGACCUGCGGCCGUCCCUCUGUGCCCUCCACACUGCCGGAACGCGCUUUGCUCAUGAACCAGCUGCGCAUGGCGGUGUGUGUGUUCUUCCUGCUGGGUCUUACAUGGGUGUUCGGGCUGCUGGCUGUCAGCAGUGCGCGCGUGGUGUUCUCCUACUUGUUUUGCACCUUCACCACUCUCAAGGGCUUCCUGCUUUUCGUGUUCCACGUGUGCCGCGAGCGGGGAGCUCGUCGCUACUGGGAGGACUUCCUCUCUGUACUUAAGCAGGAGUCUUCCGUCUCAUCUCCCGGGGACUCUGCUCACGCUGCCCACUCCUCGGGACGCCCAGGGCGCCUCGAGGCGUCCUUCAACCCUUGCGGCGGCAUUAUGGUGCUGCCCCCCGUCGUUGCUCGCCGCCCAAGGCCCUCCACGCGCACUAGUCUGCUCUCCGCACGCUCCUCCUCCACGGCCGGCGGCUCGCGGGGCAGUUUCUACCCCUGACCUCGUCGCCGCGCCCCGCCUGUGCCGCGGCCCCGCGGCACAGGCAAAUAUUGUUACCAGAUGCCAGUAUUUGUAUAUAUAUACAUGUGUGUGUGUGUGUGUGUGUGUGUGUGUGUGUGUGUGUGUGUGUGUGUGUGUGUUUUAUAUAUAUAUA